UUGCCGCUUCUCGCCACAACCACUCCAAGCGUUGUUAUACCUCUCUCCUAUUGUCUGAAGAAAAGAGCAAACCCUAAUUCUAGUGGGCUAGUUCUAUCCUUUUGUUUUAAAUUGAACUUUGUUUGGUUCCAAAUAGUUCCUAUGGAAGAGCUGCAAAACAAUAAGAAACGAGUCAGGGAUGACUCGUUCGAAUUGGAGUUGGAUUUGCCGGAGGUGAAGAAAAUCAAAGAGGAUUUAUUGGGCAUCAUCGAUGAUUCCGACCCUGACGCGCUGGGUCAGGAUCUUGACUCCGUCAUGAAGAGUUUUGAGCUAGAGAUAUCCGCGUGUUCAUCAUCUAUGGUUCCCGUCGUCGACCAGACGUCCGAAUCCGGCGAGUCCCGGCCGGAUCUAGGGUACCUUCUAGAAGCUUCUGAUGAUGAGCUUGGCUUGCCCCCGUCUAUUAAUUCCUCGAGCGAGGAAAUUAAGGGUGAAGAAGAGACCGAGAUGGUCCGAGUUGACUCGGCCGACUCAUCCGGAAUCGGUGGAGAGAUCUGGGGAUUUGAGGACCAGAUUCCGACUUAUGAUUCAUUCGGGCUGGGAGUAGGGGACGUUGAUUAUAAUAGCAAGUUUGUAGCGUUUGAUGAUGGGUUGUUCGAGUACUCUAAUAUUUGCUUCGAUUCGUCCGAGUUUGUUGAUUUGUCGUGGCGGUCUGGCGGCAUGCCGGCCGAGUAAUUAAAGGAAUGGAGGGUGUCGGUUGUCGUUAAGAUGAAACGAUUCCAUUACGCUAUUAUUUUUGUAAAUUAUUUUACUUUAUUAAUUUUUAGAAAAAAGGAAUUAAUUUAAAAGGAUAUACGUGUAGGCGUAGGAUAUGAAUAUGAGAGAUGCCGUGGCUACAAGUGAGGAUAUUAUUUUUUUUUAUCUUAAUUGAUGCUGGGGGCGAUGAAUUUUUUGGCAGUCUCUUGGAUUGAAGAAUCCUGUCCCUAUUCCCUGGCAAAGACAGGGAAUUUGAACUGCUCUGGCAAAAUCUGUUCCUUGUUUCAGAAUAAACUUUAAUCAAGUUAAUUCCCUUGCUGUAAAGGAGUUGAUUAAU
Messenger RNA from Populus euphratica (Euphrates poplar), 1069 nucleotides. RefSeq lists its product as uncharacterized. Lineage: Eukaryota; Viridiplantae; Streptophyta; Magnoliopsida; Malpighiales; Salicaceae. The coding region runs from base 142 to 711 and encodes 189 amino acids. The record is from RefSeq and is a predicted model, not a curated record. The transcript has a single exon.